GGGAGCUCUGCGUUUACCGCCUUACGUCACUAGCUGGAUUUCACUCUGUUGUCCACCCCGACUCACCGCAAACCCCAGAGGAUGACCGAGGCUCUGGAGGAGGAUUUCGGCCUGUUUGGACACAGACUCCAGUUGGCAGAUAUGGUGAGGCAGAGCACGGUGGCAGAGUUGCAAGCCUUCCAGCACUCUCUCCAGUUACAGAGUAACUCUCUGGCCCUUGGCCCAGUAGGGGACAGCUGUGGGGAACAGCAGAAUGUGGUGUCCCCCACUGCCACAGAGGAGAGACAGCGCCUCUCAAAGGGCCCUCCAGAGGUGGAAGCUAGCCAGCCAGUAAGCGUCCCAGACUCAGCCAAACCAAUGGAAGCCACCCAGCCAGUAAGCAUUCCAAACUCAGCCAAACCAAAGAAGAAGAAAAGGAGGUCAAGAGCAACAGACAGCUUUACAGGAAACUUCAACGACCUGUACAAACUGACAGAUGAAAUGCUGGGUCAGGGUGCAUAUGCAAAGGUCCAAGGAUGCAUCAGUCUUCAGAAUGGGAAUGAAUAUGCUGUGAAGAUCAUUGAGAAGAAUGCGGGGCACAGUCGCAGCCGCGUCUUCCGUGAAGUGGAGACCCUUUACCAGUGCCAGGGCAACAAGAACAUUCUGGAACUAAUACAGUUUUUUGAAGAUGACUCCUGCUUCUACUUGGUGUUUGAGAAGUUGCGUGGAGGCUCCAUUCUGACUCACAUCCAGAACCGUAAGCACUUUGAUGAGCUGGAGGCCAGCCGUGUGGUCAGGGACAUCUCCAAAGCUCUCCACUUUCUCCACAACAAAGGUAUCGCCCACCGGGACCUAAAGCCAGAGAACAUCCUGUGUGAGUCUACUGACCAGGUGUCUCCGGUGAAAAUCUGUGACUUUGACUUGGGCAGUGGAGUGAAGCUUAGCAGUGCCUGUAUUCCAAUCACCACUCCAGAGCUCACCACACCGUGUGGCUCGGCAGAGUACAUGGCUCCAGAGGUGGUGGAGGUGUUCACAGACGAGGCAUCGUUCUACGACAAGCGUUGUGACCUCUGGAGCCUGGGGGUCAUCCUCUAUAUUCUGCUCAGCGGAAGCCCCCCCUUCACUGGUCAUUGUGGGACUGACUGUGGCUGGGACCGUGGAGAGACCUGCCGUACCUGCCAGAAGAAUCUGUUUGACAACAUCCAGGAUGGCCAGUAUGAGUUCCCAGAGAAGGACUGGGCCCACAUCUCUGCCCAGGCCAAGGACCUCAUCUCCAGGCUGCUGGUGCGGGAUGCCACCCUCCGCCUCAGUGCUGCCCAGGUCCUGCAGCACUCCUGGGUGCAGGGGAAUGCACCAGAGAGAGGUCUCCCAACCCCACACUUCCUCCAAAGGAACAGCAGCACCAAAGACCUGACCCAGUUUGCCGCCGACGCCAUCGCCUUCAACCGCCAGCUGUCGCAGCAUGACGAGGAGCAGGAGGAAGUGGUCACAACCAUUGUGACCUCCAUGAGGCUUUCGCCCCCCUCCAACUCCCGGCUGGCUCGCAGACGGGCACAGUCCAAUGCUCGGCGCACCACCCAGGACUUCCUGCCUGCUGAUGACGACAACCUCGAAACUCUCGUCACCUAACCAGCUCCUGGUUUAACCCCAGGAAGACCCCGUUUUGGUGCUACUGCAGGCUCGGAGUUCCCUCGCACCUGGUUUAUCCUUCUAAUAUAGUCGUGUGCUUCUAAGAUCCCAACAGGGUCAGAUUCUCUGAUUUAACAAUGUCAGCCUCAGAACUGCUGCCAGGCUCUUUGUGCCUCCCUUUCCCCUCUUUUAUUUCUCCUUUGUUCCCUCCAUCCUGGUGCUAGUCUCUCUUCCUCUUUACGUGGUGUUUACCGUGUCACACCAUCUGAGAUGGACGAUAGCUUCCGUUGGCAGGAGACUCCUGUGUAGCUUCACAGGGUUGGUAGCCUCAUUGUCCAAGCUCUCAUGGCCAGUGGUCUUCUUACCACCUAGAAACAGAGACCGGAGCACAAAGGGAAGCACUUUUAUCCUCUACUAAACUAACACACACUGAGUCCCAGCUUUGUUUCAGUGAUUAGUUUGGGUUGAGGUAGUUUCCUGCAUUUGAUAUUAACGUCAGUGUAUACAGAGCGCAAUCCCAUGUUAAGACGACAGGAAUAGUCACUAAAACGGGUCUAAGCCUGUUCUCGUGAUUAUUUUUCUAUGGUUAAGACUGCUAGUGAUGGUUGCUUUAUGCUAGCUAUACUUAAUUGCACGGUUAUUUCCGUUAGGAAUGGAUUCUUGAUGAUGUCCGCAUGGGGCAUUUAAUACACGUACAGUACAUGUAGCUAGCCUGUCUUAUUGUAAAAAUCCUUUUAAUUUUCAAAAAACAUUUUAAUUUACGUUGUGUUGGUCAAGCUGUGAAAAGGUUUUAGCGUUGUUUAUAGAGUUACUGAAUGCUGCAAAAGUAGAGCAUUACUUUUCAGUCCCUUAAUGACCCUGUUUUUAGGGAUGGUCAUACAUAGGCUGUGAGGAGGGUUUCAAAACUUUCCCAAAAUGUCCUGGAUUUUCCAGAAAUCCCAGUUUUAGGAUUUUUGUUGUUAGGCCUAGAACUUUUAAGACAUUGUGCUUGUGGAAGGUGGGUUACUGAAUGAUUUGAGAGUGCAUCAUUCAUUUGAAAAGCAUUUUAUUAUUUGAAUCACCCUGAAAUUCCAUUUCUUAUCUCCUUAUCGAAACAUCAGCUACCUGGAACACUUCUAUACUUUGAAACAACUCACUCGUCAUAUGUGUUUUGAGAUUAUUUGAUAUGAUUGCAUUUCAUCAGUAUUUUUAUUUUUUUAGACAUAUUUGAAGUAUUGAUAAACUAUAAGGAUUACCUCAGAAACCUGAAUUGCACUAGCCUGGUUGCCAGUUUGUUUGUGUUAUGUUGUCACUUAAUGUCAUGCAAAACAUGACAUUACAAAGAGUUGACAUGAUGCCACAAACCGAUCUGGGGACCAAGCUAGAAUUUGUAUGAUGUCUUUACUCAUUUUUUCAAAAUGAUUACAGGACCAUUCUGCUAUUGCUUGCUUCAAAAGUAUUUAACUUCUUUUCAGUCAUACCACUAAUAACAUGCAGCUUUCUUUGUACACAAAUUAAUUACUAUUUUGGCUAUUCACACUUCACUGAAUAUUGUUAGAAUCUGUUUAAGUGAUAUAGAAAUCUGGAAAUGUCUUUUUGUUUUUUAAUAUUGUGUUUUUUUAAACGUCCAUAACUUUAUUUUUUAUAUAUUCUAUAUUCCAGAGGGGAUGCCAUGAUAAAUAUACCUUUCUCUGGCGGAAAGGGAAUUAUAGUUUUAUAUCAGUUUUUUUAGUAGUAGUUUUAUUUGUGUAUUGUCGGUUGGUUUGUCAGCAAAUGGAUCUGAAUAAGUGUGCCAAAGAAACCAUAGAGACUGAUAGAAAUAACUUGUGACGACUGUGAAUGCUAGCAUGUCACAUUAAUUUGGUUUCAGGUUUUUAAGCAUAAAUUGGUCAGACGGCCAUUUCAGCCUGUGUAACAUAGUUACUGAAAUGCUCUUUGGUUACUGAAAUGCUCUUUGGUUACUGAAAUUAUUUGAUUUACCUCUACCAGUUUGACUGUUUCACCUCUAAGAGCUUGACAUUUUAUUAAUGUGGGGACACUGAUGGAAGUCUAGCACUUAUUCCCCUCACCCUUUAACUUCAUGUAUUGCAUCCCCCACCCCCAUGUAAAACGGCUUGUACCCAAUGCCUGGAUCUCCCCCGGUUGCCAUGGAUACUCAAUCGCUAUAGCAACCAAGGGGCCUUCCUAAGCGGGCACGGACUCUCCGUCAGAGAAGGUGCAACACAUUAGGGAUCUCUCAGUGGCUAUGGUAAAGCCCUCUCACUCUCAUUAGUCCCAGAUGGCACCCUAUAGCCCGUAGGGCACUACAUAGGGAAUAUGGUGCCAUUUGGGACAAACACUAAACUCAAAUCAGAUGGGAUAAGAUGCAUUCAUUGGCAUAAGCUAUGCAGCUAAAUACCUUAUAACCCAUGUGUAUGAGGUCUUAUGGCAAAUGUUCUUACAAUGUUGCACAUCAAUAGCCCCUGUGGUAUGCUGUUUUCCCAAUAAAACCCAAUUCUUUCUUA
Molecule: messenger RNA, 4091 nt
Organism: Oncorhynchus gorbuscha (pink salmon)
Lineage: Eukaryota; Metazoa; Chordata; Actinopteri; Salmoniformes; Salmonidae
Gene: mknk1
Product: MAPK interacting serine/threonine kinase 1
Exons: 14
Coding region: 82-1608 (508 amino acids)
Biological process (GO): protein autophosphorylation; peptidyl-serine phosphorylation; intracellular signal transduction
Cellular component (GO): cytoplasm; nucleus
Molecular function (GO): calcium/calmodulin-dependent protein kinase activity; calcium-dependent protein serine/threonine kinase activity; calmodulin binding
Source: RefSeq, a predicted model, not a curated record